This is a messenger RNA of Funneliformis caledonium, 170 nucleotides long. The record is from the annotation of a GenBank genome assembly. NCBI's taxonomy places the organism in Eukaryota, Fungi, Glomeromycota, Glomeromycetes, Glomerales, Glomeraceae.
ACAAUAGUGUAGAGUUGGUAGAUUUAAGCGAAAAUGAAAACUAUAAUAAAGAUGAUAAGGAAGAUAAGAAAAUACAAGUAGUUACUCAAAGUCUUUUGCAAAAAAAGCUAAGUGAAGAUACUAAAAUGUCAAAAAACAAAUGCAUAUUGAAAAAAUAUAGUAAAAUAUAG